Messenger RNA from Colletotrichum godetiae, 622 nucleotides. RefSeq lists its product as uncharacterized. The transcript has 2 exons. The coding region runs from base 44 to 241 and encodes 65 amino acids. The record is from RefSeq and is a predicted model, not a curated record. Lineage: Eukaryota; Fungi; Ascomycota; Sordariomycetes; Glomerellales; Glomerellaceae.
UGAAACUCCUAGCCAGUUAUCUUUUCUACAUACCUACUUAGUCAUGACUCAAUCUUCUUUAAACUCCCCUCAAGAAGGUUACUCUCAUGAGGCCACCGUGGCUGCCAUCACAUCCUACUAUGAGCUCCUCGCCCGCGUACACCCUGGCAGUGUCUCUUCUCUCAAACACCCUCCCCCAGGCGGAUGGCCUCAGAUCACAUCCGAAUCCUUCUCUAUCUUGGGCAGGAACGAUACCGUCUGAUUUAUUUUCUCCAAUCUUCUUGCGACAUUGAUGGGGCUAGGCGGGUGGAUGACGUCUCGGCUAGCACGCGCUCCCAGUGAGGAGGCUCCAUGAAGCGCCACAUGAUUGCAGAAGAUUACAAGCUGAUCUAAGGGCCAUGAGCGGCAGGAAUGAGGCCGUAGAGUGGGCUCCGGACCGGACGUAGCCCGUGCCCUCUCGGAACGGAACGAGUAUCCGCAACGGCAACCCUGGUACCCCCGGGUUUCGUCACGAUGAAAGUAUCUGUACGUCGCAAGAUCUUGAUAGUCUGACAACUAUUCCAUCGCUGUUCCGAGAUCGGGAUCGGUUUCAGACUGCCUUGAGAAUCAAUUUUCUCAUUCGUUCCUCAAAAACGUGUAUGCC